GACAGAACACUUGGUAGAAAGCAGUUUAGUGUGCUACUCCAGAUUAAUCCACGAAUAGAUCGACUGGGUGCUUAUAGCUAAUGAAGGAAGCCGAGAGCAAACCAAGAGGAGAAAGAAGCGUUCAAAAAAUAUCGUAAGACUUGAUUGUGUUGCUAUAGGCCGCAAAAUUUUGUCCCGUACCAUUGGCUCCCUAGUCCGUGACUAUACGUCCCAAACCUACCUCGAGCUCUGCAUGACUUGGGUUCGUGCAGAAAAGGUGUACCGGUAGGCGUUGAUUGUCACACCUGGCUUUGUUAUCACUUCUUUCACGGACAAGCAUAACCCCCUGUUUGUGAGUGUCUAGACUUGGCUCAACACGGUUGUCCCCAGGCCUGUCCAGAAUGUCAAUGGACUUUAGGAAAACUACCUACCGUCCUAACAGACCCCAUACAAGACUAAGGACGAGUUAUGGAGUUAUGUCCAAAUGGAUGGCGCUUAGCGAAGGUACAAAACCUGGUGAAAAGACCCGACGUGCCGACAUCAUUAUAUAUACAAGAGCCAGUCCACCUCCAGUACAGUCAUCAGGCAGGAUACGAGACUUCCACAAGGCUUACCGACAUUUUGACAGUCAUGCUCAGCCUGUAACAUUCCCAGUACUCGGUCCACCAAGGUUACGUUAUGGACGGGCUGGUGGCAGCUGGAGACACGUUAAGGAGGUGAUGCAGGCUCGUGGGAAAAGGGCGCUCUUUGUUGACGGUCAAAUGCGUACUGAAGAUAACGACAGACUAGAUGAAGUCCCCUGGGGAAACAUGCUACAGCCCCCAGCCCGAACCGAGCUUCUGUCACGGGGAUACACCUGCCCGGCCCCCGGGGACUUCCACACGUCACGUGGGACGUACCCACAAGAUCCUACCUUGGCUGAGCCUGUUGGCUCGGGUUAUGCACAAGACAAUUGGAUGGCUGCCAGGUGACAUGGUAAAAACACGGAAUGAACAUGGCAAAAACAUGGAAUGAACAUGGCAAAAACACGGAAUGAACAGUAAUGAGAUUUUAACAUGGCAAAACACGGAAUGAACAUGGCAAAAACAUGGAAUGAACAUGGCAAAAACAUGGAAUGAACAGUAAUGAAAUAUGAACAUGGUAAAAACACCGAAUGAACAUGGCAAAGACAUGGAAUGAACAUGGCAAAAACAUGGAAUGAACAGUAAUGAAAUAUGAACAUGCAGCUAUACCGUGGACACAUAAUCCCAAAAUCAAACGUAGUGGCAUGUUUUACUGUGUAAGUCGUUAACGUGAGGAUACAUGUAUUUGAAGAUGAUGCGAUUCAGAUUCCUGAUCUGAAUGUGCAUGGAGAGUACUAAUUAUGAUCGACGCCAACCACUUCAACUAACCAACCGAUUAUCACCUAUCAAAGUUGGUUGGGGAUCGAAGCAUGCUGAGAUCUGUU
Molecule: messenger RNA, 1426 nt
Organism: Liolophura sinensis
Lineage: Eukaryota; Metazoa; Mollusca; Polyplacophora; Chitonida; Chitonidae
Source: RefSeq, a predicted model, not a curated record